AUGGCUACAGCCGCCUCGCAACAGUCCCCGUCUAUGGUGCGGCGUCAUUCUUCCAGCCGCAACCCUACAACAGCUUAUGCUCCUGUGUCGCCUGCACAACCAUCCAGGACACGUUCUACAAACCAGAGACCAAGCCACAGUCGAUCGGAGUCACGCUCCUACGAAACCCCUCCUCCGGCGAACCCUACGGUGCUUGCCAAUGUUGCUCGCCGCGACUUGGAACAGGGUAACAUGGCACGAACUCCCUCGUCACGCCGGAGUUCUCGCGAAGGGCGAGGAGAACAUGAGACAGAGUCCGCAUCACAUGGGAGAACAUCCUCUCGUCCAGGAUCGCGACGUGGUAGUCAGGAUUUAACAGCGCCGACCACAGUGAUAACAAACGGAAUGACGGCUCAUCCUCCACCCACGCCUUCUUCGCAGGCUGAGAGAACGGCUCCUCCCAUUUAUCCUAGUGUCGGUCGCAGACGAACAUCCAUCACUGCGCAAACGGGUACUUGGACGCUGGGCAAGACAAUUGGCCAAGGCAGCAUGGGAAAGGUCAAGCUUGCCAAGAACAUAGAGACGGGAGAGACAGCAGCAAUCAAGAUCGUUCCGCGACAAACAGCCGAUGAUCAUGGACAUGCAAAGGAUGAACGCGCCGAUCGAUCCAAGGAGAUUCGAACGGCAAGAGAGGCUGCCAUGGUUUCUCUCCUUUCUCACCCUUAUAUUUGUGGCAUGAUCGACGUUCAGAGGACAAACUAUCACUGGUAUAUGCUCUUCGAGUAUGUCAACGGUGGGCAGAUGCUGGACUACAUUAUCGCUCACGGCAGACUCAAAGAAAAGCAAGCAAGGAAGUUUGCUCGUCAGAUUGCCAGCGCACUAGACUACUGUCACCGAAACAGUAUUGUCCACCGCGAUCUGAAGAUUGAAAACAUUCUUAUCAGCAAGACGGGCGACAUCAAAAUCAUUGAUUUCGGGCUGAGCAAUCUCUACUCGCCACGCUCCCUGCUCAAGACCUUUUGCGGAAGCUUGUAUUUCGCUGCCCCCGAGCUGCUGCAGGCCCGUCAAUAUACAGGCCCCGAGGUUGAUGUAUGGAGUUUUGGAAUUGUCCUGUACGUUCUUGUUUGCGGCAAGGUCCCAUUUGACGACCAGAGCAUGCCUCAAUUGCAUGCCAAGAUCAAGCGAGGCCUGGUUGACUAUCCCCAAUGGAUAACGGCCGAAUGCAAGAGCAUCAUUUCCCGAAUGCUUGUUGUCGAUCCCCGGGACCGGGCCAGCUUACAAGAAAUCAUGAACCAUCCGUGGAUGACAAAAGGAUUCAAUGGUCCUCCUGAUAAUUAUCUCCCACAUAGAGAGCCGCUCCAAUUGCCGCUCGACCCUGAGGUGAUUGACAAAAUGCAAGGAUUUGAUUUCGGCUCGUCAGCUUAUAUCACGGAGCAAUUGACCCGCAUCAUUGAAUCAGAAGAGUACCAGAAUGCUGUCCGCAGAUCUACCAAGGAAGAGUUUAGCCAUACCUCGACCAACAGUGAGAAAAAGCGCGGAGUUUUCGACUUCUACAAACGACGAAAUUCGAUAAGCAGAGAAGGAUUGUCAACUCCGUCCACUGAAGCUAUCAGGGGUUAUGAUCCCCUCAAUGCCUACAGUCCACUAAUUUCGAUCUACUACUUGGCCCGAGAGAAGCGUGAUCGAGAACGGAGAGAGCAGAAUCCGGGUGCUUUGGUCAUGCCUGUCACUCCGGGAGAUGCGCCACUCAAGCUCCCUGGGCUGCCACCACCGGAGGCAGCUCAUACUAACACAUUUGCACCAGAAAUGCCUGGCGAAAAGGCUACAGGUGGUCGGGCGCGGCCACGGGCUCGGACUAACGGUGAAGAUGACGUGGUGCAUGCUAUGAAGAACCUGGAAUUGCCUGAAAGAAAGGCUGACUCGAGUACCACUUCACCGACAGCGAUUCCACCUCCCGACCAGCCAGCGAAGAGAGAAGGGACGGCCAUAGGCCUCCUUCGAAGAUUCAGCACCCGGCGCUAUCGUGAACGCGAUGUAGAACGACCGCAACCACCGCCAGCUCUCAACAUCCAGCCGCCUCAAGAUUCAGCAGCACCCCCGAGGAAGUCGUUUUCUGUUCGACGUGCUCGGAGAAGAGAGCCAAGCCCGACUACGCACCAUGCCGGUGGAAGCCAACCCCAGCAUGAAGGCCUGCUUAGUGCAAGCGGCGGGCUCUCCAAAGCUGGGAAGUUCCUGGGACGAUCCACCAGCGUUAACUCGGCGGACUACCGGCCACGACGGCUUUUGCAUCGUGGCGCUUCGGGCAAUGAAUCGCCGUCGCUUGCUCCUGAGCCGCCACCCACCAGUGGGUCGGAUCAAUCAAGUGUCAAUGCGGCAAAGGCCGGUCGGGGCGUUGAGCUUACCGACAGGCCUGCUGCAAACGCCAGCCCGCUCGUGACGCCGCGCACGCCAACCGCCAGUCGGGCGAAAUCUCUUGGUCACGCCCGGCAGGAGAGCAUCCAGGCUCGGCGAAGACGCCAUGAGGAACGACGAGACCGACAAGCAAACGUUCCUGAGGAGACGGAUGCGGACAUCCAAGACGAGCCGGAUAACCUUGACACACCCGCUCUUCCCGACACUCCUGGCACCGAGAUUGCCAAACCAGCCUCUCUGAAAGGGUUGUUCUCAACUGCCACCACGAGCAGUAAGCCUCCAGAAUUUAUUAGACACGAUAUCAUCCGAGUCUUGAAUCAGCUUGGUGUACAGUACACGGUGAUCAAAGGAGGAUUCUCCUGUAGACAUGCACCCAGCAUCAAUCUGGAGGGGAUCAACGAGCCCAGUGCUGGCCUGGACGAGAAGAGCGGUAGGGGAGCAUCAGGGCACCAGAGAAGAAUCUCUUUCGGGGCCGCAUUCCGCGGAAAAGACAAAGACGACGUAAGAGACGACCGACUCAGCCGUCAUCAUACGAGGAGGAGACAACCGGACCAGAGUUUCGUGACGAACUCCGAGGGAUCGGAAGAAUACUUGCAACAGGUACGCCACGCCGGCGACCAGACUCAAGAUGGCGGAGCGACACGAACGCGGGUCCAGGACGACACGGGUGAGAGACUCGUGCUCAGGUUUGAGAUCAGCAUUGUUAAGAUCCCCCUGCUGUCACUUCACGGCAUCCAGUUCAAGAAGGUGCAAGGUGGUAUGAAUCAAUAUCGAUCUAUGACAUCGGCAAUUCUCAACUCUUUGAGACUGUAA
This is a messenger RNA of Capronia coronata CBS 617.96, 3204 nucleotides long. RefSeq names its product CAMK/CAMKL/KIN1 protein kinase. Gene Ontology annotation, cellular component: cytoplasm. NCBI's taxonomy places the organism in Eukaryota, Fungi, Ascomycota, Eurotiomycetes, Chaetothyriales, Herpotrichiellaceae. Gene Ontology annotation, molecular function: protein serine/threonine kinase activity; tau-protein kinase activity; ATP binding. Bases 1 to 3204 code for a protein of 1067 amino acids. The transcript is spliced from 2 exons. The record is from RefSeq and is a predicted model, not a curated record. Gene Ontology annotation, biological process: intracellular signal transduction; protein phosphorylation; microtubule cytoskeleton organization.